ACUUUUAGUUAUAGUUUUUUCGACUAUAGUCUGACUAUAGUAUUAAACAAUUGAGGAGAAUAUAUUUUACAAAUUUUAAGGCAUUAUUAUCACAUUUUUGAAAUUCUGUUAUAGCCUUGUUCAUUCAUAGAUUUGUCGUACAAAAUAUCUUUAAGAAGAGAAGAAUAACCGUCCUGUAUAUAUAGUAAUGUAAACAAAUGUGAAAUCGAUUGACAAUUGACAAUGGUCAGGGUGUGUCAAAUGAAAAAGUAAAAUGUUUAAAACAAAGAAAAGACUGAGAAACUAUUAAGUUUUAAUAUAUGAAAAAUCCACAUUAAACAGAAAAAAGUGAUUCAAUAGUGUCUUGAAACAUUUAAAAAAAUUAAGCAAUUGUAUUGGCCCAAAGAUUAUCUGUGACAAUUAUUAAAACAGCUGAUUAUUUAAAUUGUCAUAAAGCUGCCUUACCUACAGUCAUAUUUAUUAUUUUGAUUUUAUGCUUAUGGCUUGUUUGAAUUCGGUAUAUGUUAAAUCUAUUUUCAGUAUUGUCUCAUACAGUAUUGUUUUAAGAAUGUUGUUAACAAAUAUAUACAUUUUGUAGGUCAAAAGGGGUCAAAAGUCGGAAAGUGUUGUAAAUUUCUCAAAUGACAGUCAAAAAGUCUAGUUUGUCAAAGUUUUUUUAAAAUUAUGGCAGGAAUUAGUUGUGCAGGUUUUACCUUUUAUAAUGAAUUUGAUUCUGCUAAUCUGGCAAAGGUAGAACAAGUUUUCAGCCAAUCUAAUGAAAUCGUAGUGAAACAUCUAAAAAAUCCUUUAUUACAAGAAAUUAUUGAUGCUGAAUUCAAUAUUUGGACAAAACCUGAUUGCUGUGGUACUGAAUUUGAAAAUGGAAAUAGGACUUGGUUUUACUUUGGAGUUAAAGCCCCAGCUCCAGCGUUAUUAGUAAAAUUUAAUAUUGUCGAUUUAAAUCGACAAGGAAAAAUGUAUAGUCAGGGCAUGGCCCCAGUAUAUCGAAUAAUACCAGGAAAACCAAGAUGGGACAGAAUUUCUGAUAAACCCACUCAUAGUCUGAACGAUGACAUAUUUACCCUCAGUUUUAAAUUUCGCACUCCAGAAAAUUUGGAUAGUAUAGUUUAUUUCGCUUUUACAUAUCCAUUUUCUGUAACCGAGUUGGAAAAAAUGUUGACCAAUGUCGACACGAAGUAUUUAAACAUGAAACGUAUUUCUGAUGAUGAUAUUUACUACGUUAGAGAAACAGUGUGCCAUUCCUGUGACGGCAAACCAAUAGACUUAAUAACAAUAUCUUCUUAUCACGGGAUAUCGAAAGAGAGAGAAGAGAAACUGAAAAAUCUGUUUAACAGAAGUAAUGUACCUAGACCUUUCAAAUUUUCAGGUAAAAAAGUUAUAUUUGUUUCUGCAAGAGUCCAUCCUGGAGAAACUCCAUCAAGUUUUGUUUUCAAUGGUCUUUUAAGUCUUUUAUUGAGUAAAGACGAUUUAGUAGGUCAAUAUUUACGUAAAAUGUACGUAUUUAAACUGAUACCGUUUCUAAAUCCUGACGGAGUAUCAAGAGGCCAUUACAGAACUGACAGCCGGGGUGUAAAUUUGAAUAGAGUGUAUCUUAAUCCUAGUUUAAAGGAUCAUCCUUCCGUGUAUGCAGCUAGAGCGUUGAUAAGAUUCUAUCAUUUUGGAUAUGAAAAGGAAGAUCACAUACCCAAAUGUGAAAAUUGUAAAGCCGGUUUACCAGGAAAUCAAAAAGAUGGCUAUCUAUCAGAAGAAGAAGUCAAAGACGAUGCCAUAAGAAAAAAAGUAUCUCGAAUAUCUUUGAACGAAGAUAGACCUUCUCAAAAUUGGUGUACAAAAUGGCAUAAUUUCUGCAGGAAUUGUGGAGCAAAAUUGGAACAUACACAAAGUAAAGAAGAAGUGCAAUUCGAAAAAGUGGUCGUAGGGGCUCACGGUGAUAUAAAUUCUAAUGAAUCUGGACUUUUUUUGUACAUAGAUUUACACGGACAUGCUUCUAAAAAGGGUAUAUUUAUGUAUGGGAAUCACUUUGAUGAUGUAGAAAGAAAUGUAGAAUGUAUGUUAUUACCUAAACUCAUGAGUAUUAAUAACCACAACUUCCAUUUUCACGCUUGUAAUUUUACGGAAAGAAAUAUGUACUUGAAAGAUAAAAGGGAUGGAAUGAGUCGAGCAGGCUCUGGCAGAGUAGCUGUUUUGUCUCUUACCGGCAUAAUUAAAAGUUAUACUCUCGAAUGCAAUUAUAAUACUGGCCGAUUGGUGAAUAUUUUGCCACCAACUAUUAGAGAACCUCAUGGUAAAAUGCAUACUGUUCCUGUACCUCCUAAAUAUACCCCUCAAAUAUUUGAAGAGGUAGGAAGAUCGUUGGGAGCCUCAAUAUUAGAUUUAACUGGUAACAAUCCUUUUACGAGAUUGGCAAAUUCCGAAUUCCAUACAUUAAAUGGUCUCAGAGAUUGGUUACGAAAUAUGGCUAGAGAACUGACCGAAUCUCGACCGAGAAAAGGGAAACUUGGCAAUAAUCUCAUUCAGGGUAAAGUGGUUCGUCCGAUGCUCAAGAAUCGUUCUGUACUCCCCAAAUCACUUCCGAAAAAAGUAAAAACGAGAAGUGCACCUAUUCCAUUAGACAGAAAAGAAAAUUUAGCUCAAUCCACCUCAUCAAAGACAUCAAUGAAAAUCAGCAAAUCACCGUUUAAAGCGAAGACUAGAAAGGAAUUGACUCUUAAAUCGAAGAAUUCCGCAGAAAAAUUGAAACCUGUUGCGAAAGUUAUUAAGAAACCUGUAAGUGUAGGUACCAGUAAUCAAUCCAAUUUAAAAAUAGAGAGCGUCCCUCAAGCGGCAGGUACAACGCAAUCAGAUAAAUCUAAAGAUGAAGGGGUCCAUCUGAGAGAGAUUUGUUUUAUCAAUAAUAGCGAAGGUAAGGCGGUUAUAGCGAAAUACGAAAACACCGAUAAAUACGAUGAUAGUUUAGUUGUGGCCUGGGGAAAAAAUUCCGCUCACCCACAAUUAUUUACGCGCAAAACUAGAGUUUUUUCAGCUCCCCCUUAUCAUCUUCCGAAUAAAUCUUACUCGGAACCGAGUACAAGUAAACAGGGAGGGGCAUUUCGUGUGCACAAUUUCGCAAAAACCAAAGCCAGAAAAAAUUUGAGACGAUUAGCAAGUGCCGCCGACAUUUUGGGAAAAGCUGAUAAAAAAAAGAAGAAAAAAUUGAAGGCCAAAUAAAUACCUCAUCGAUUUAAAUAUAUCUGACUAUCUUCAAACAAAUUUUUUCUGUACUGUAAAACAAUAAAUUAAUGUCGCCAUUU
Diorhabda carinulata is the source of this 3290-nucleotide messenger RNA. Its product is annotated as cytosolic carboxypeptidase-like protein 5. Bases 664 to 3207 code for a protein of 847 amino acids. Gene Ontology annotation, biological process: protein deglutamylation; proteolysis. The transcript has 10 exons. Lineage: Eukaryota; Metazoa; Arthropoda; Insecta; Coleoptera; Chrysomelidae. Gene Ontology annotation, molecular function: zinc ion binding; metallocarboxypeptidase activity. The record is from RefSeq and is a predicted model, not a curated record.